CUGCUGCUUAGUGCUUUUGCCAUUGCAGAGGAUCCUUGACUCUCAGCGAAACUACGAGUAUAUUGAUCUUGUGAAGCCACUUGACCAUGGACUCCCCAAUGUGCCUCGUUAAAAACGCCGACGGAGAACUUUGCGUAGAACCAGAGGCCAUCGACUACCUGAAGGAACUGAAACAGAAAGUCGUAGUUGUGKCGGUGGUCGGGCUGUAUCGCACCGGAAAGUCCUACCUCAUGAACAAGCUGGCUCAGAAGAGAAGAGGUUUUGCCCUUGGAAACACCAUCCAGUCCAAGACUAAGGGCAUCUGGAUGUGGUGUGUCCCUCAUCCUGAAAAAACAGACCACACCCUGGUGCUGCUGGAUACAGAGGGGCUGGGGGACGUGGAGAAGGGGGAUUCUAAGAAUGAUGCCUGGAUCUUCUCCCUGGCCAUUCUGUUAAGCAGUACUCUGGUCUACAACAGUCAAGGGACCAUCAACAAUGAUGCUGUGGAGAAGCUUCAAUAUGUGAACGAGCUAACCGAGAUGAUCAAGGUGAAGUCUUCCACUGACGAUGAGGAGGAAGAGGGCACCCAGUUUAUGCAGUUCUUCCCUAAUUUUGUGUGGACCGUCAGAGAUUUCACUCUAAAGCUCGAGAUCGACGGCAGAGAAAUCACUCCAGACCAGUAUCUGGAGAAUUCCCUGCAACUCAAGAAAGGUACUAGUAACAAGAUCAAUGACUACAACCUCCCGCGAGAGUGCAUCCGGAACUUCUUCCCCUCACGCAAGUGUUUUGUGUUCCCCUCCCCUACAACUCCUGACAACGUGCACCGACUGGACUCCAUGGACGAGGCUGAGCUUUCUGAAAGCUUCAGAGAGGUCGCAGAUACUUUCUGCCGCUUCAUUUUCCAGGAGAGCCGUACGAAAACUGUUAUAGGGGGACACACAUUGACUGGAGAGAGUGAGUCAGAUAUCUACCUACAGUACAUGCUGGGGCACUUGGUCACCACCUAUGUGGAUACCAUAGCCAAAGGCAAUGUGCCCUGUCUGGAGAAUGCUGUGUUGGCCAUGGCUAAAAUUGAGAAUCAGGCUGCUGUGGAUAAGGGCCUGGCGGUGUACCAGAAGGGAAUGGAGGAUGUGAAGGCCUUAUUCCCGGUGGACAUCAAUCAGCUGUCAGAGAACCACCUUCGCUCAGAGACCCAGGCCACAGAGGCGUUCAUGAAGCGAUCCUUCAAAGACGAAAAUGGGGAAUUCUUGAAAGCUCUUGUGGAGGCCAUUGGUAACCACUCCGCCGACCUUUUCAAACAAAACAAGGAUGCCUCAGAGAAGAAGUGCAAGGCCCUUCUGGAGAAUCUGUCUGCUCCGAUGGAUCAGGGGAUAAAGGAGGGGACGUACGCCACACCAGGAGGCUAUGAGCUAUACUGCAAUCACCAUGACAACAUAGUGGCACAGUACCGGGCCGAGCCCAACAAAGGAGUCAGGGCUGAGAAGGUUCUGGAGCAGUUCCUGAAAGGAAAGAGUGCAGAGUCCAACUCCAUCCUGCAAGCUGACAAAAAACUGACGGAAAAUGAGAAAGAAAUCCAAGCUGAGAAGAAGAAAACAGCUGAGCUGGAGCAGGAGAAGGCAGCAUUGAAUGAGCAAAAAACAGUGAUGGAGCGCACCAUUGAGAACAUUGGCAGGGGCCAGAAGAAGUACUUGAAGGAGAUGAAAAAGAAGAUGAAGGAGAAGGAGAGGAAGCAACAGCAGCAGGAGUUCAACAUGACUCUGGACCGCAGGAUGCAGGAGCAGAAAGAUCUCCUGGAGAUGGGCCAUAAGGAGAAGGCUGAGCUGAUGAGACAAGAGAUCGAGGAGAUAAAGAAGAAAUAUCAAUUGGAAUACCCAGAAUCAGUCUGUCAACUGAUUUAACUUGUAAUAUAUGCUGGCUCCUUUCCUGUUUCAAAGUUGUUACGGGAAAUGUAUAUAUUUCCCAAAUUGACCUUCUCCUGUAACAUACAGUAUAUAUAUGUAACAAAUGUAAGCCCUUUACAAUACCCAGAAUCAGAAGGAUCUGCUGGAUGACUACAAGCAGCAGGCUGAGGAACAGAACAAAAAGAUGGAAGCAUUAAUGUCAGCGCUCAACAAUAAAUCACAGGCCCCCGUACAAGUUGUUGAACGACUCUGUAUGGUAAUGUGAUCUACUCCCCUCCACUUAGAAUGCCUGACUAUGAAAAGUAAACUGAUAUUGAGUCUUGAAGAGUUGAAGUGUUUGUCCUCUACAGCCAUCGCUGUUUUUAUCUGGUUAUUAUAUUAUCUAUAACCAUCAUUGUGUUUAUCUCUCCCUGCUGGUUAUCUAUGAAAGUUUGAAUGUCUUGAAAAACUAUCUGCCGUUCAUGGCCACAUGAGCCUGGUUCCUAUUUAGGUUUCUUCCUAGGUUCCUGCCUUCUAGGGAGUUUUUCAUAGCCACUGUGCUUCUGCCUCUGCAUUGCUUGCUCUUUGGGGUUUUAGGCUGGGUAUCUGUAAAUCACUGUGUGACAACUGUUAAUGUAAAAGGUCUUUAUGAAAUAAAUUGUAUUGAUU
This is a messenger RNA of Salvelinus sp. IW2-2015, 2528 nucleotides long. The record is from RefSeq and is a predicted model, not a curated record. Lineage: Eukaryota; Metazoa; Chordata; Actinopteri; Salmoniformes; Salmonidae.